Elephantulus edwardii (Cape elephant shrew) is the source of this 477-nucleotide messenger RNA. RefSeq names its product E3 ubiquitin-protein ligase RNF181-like. NCBI's taxonomy places the organism in Eukaryota, Metazoa, Chordata, Mammalia, Macroscelidea, Macroscelididae. The transcript has 2 exons. Gene Ontology annotation, molecular function: ubiquitin protein ligase activity. The coding region runs from base 1 to 477 and encodes 158 amino acids. Gene Ontology annotation, cellular component: cytoplasm. Gene Ontology annotation, biological process: protein ubiquitination. The record is from RefSeq and is a predicted model, not a curated record.
AUGGAAUCCUAUUUCGAUGAACAAGAUUGUGAACCCUUGGACCUUGAACAGGAUACCCGAACCAACGUCCUGCUGGAACUCGCCAGGUUACUUUUCAACAGGAUAGACUUUGAAGAUGUGGGGCUGUUAGUAGAUUGGGAUCACCACCUGCCCCUACCUGCAGCCAAGGCUGUGGUGGGGAGCCUCCCUAGAACACUCAUCAGAGGCUCUCCCAAAGAGCUCAAAUACCCCACGUGUCUCUUGGAAUUCAAGGAGGAGACAGCCAUAGAAAUGCCUUGCCAUCACCUCUUUCACUCCAGCUGCAUUCUGUCCUGGUUAAGCAAGGCAAAUUCCUGCCCACUGAGCCACCAUGAGCUGCCCACUGAUGACGACACCAACGAGGAGCACAGGCGAGAUAAGACUCAAAAGGAGCAGCAGAAAUUCCGACUGGAGAACCUCCGUGGAGCCAUGUGCACACGAGGCGGCCGCCACAGCUGA